ACAGGGCCAGGAAGUCGUCCCGGGUCUCGCGAUAUCUGUAGCUGAACGUACGAGACCUCUCUCUUUUCCCCCAAGGCUUCUGACAAGAUGGCGGACGUCGAACAGAAGAAGAAGAGGACCUUCAGGAAGUUCACAUACAGAGGAGUGGAUUUGGACCAGCUGCUCGAUAUGUCCUAUGAGCAGAUUAUGCAGCUGUACUGUGCUCGCCAACGCCGGCGUCUAAACAGAGGCUUGCGCCGCAAACAGAACUCCCUUUUGAAACGUCUGCGCAAAGCCAAGAAGGAAGCACCUCCUAUGGAGAAGCCAGAGGUUAUUAAGACCCAUCUGAGAGACAUGAUCAUCUUGCCAGAAAUGGUUGGCAGCAUGGUGGGAGUGUACAAUGGCAAAGCCUUCAACCAGGUUGAAAUUAAGCCUGAGAUGAUUGGUCAUUACUUGGGUGAAUUCUCCAUCACAUACAAGCCUGUGAAACACGGCAGACCUGGUAUUGGUGCCACUCACUCCUCUCGUUUCAUUCCUCUGAAGUAACCUUUUAAAGCUGUAAAUAAAAGGUUUUUUCCAUCUCUGC
Nanorana parkeri is the source of this 565-nucleotide messenger RNA. It is a transcript of the gene RPS15, whose product is annotated as ribosomal protein S15. Gene Ontology annotation, molecular function: RNA binding; structural constituent of ribosome. The record is from RefSeq and is a predicted model, not a curated record. Bases 88 to 525 code for a protein of 145 amino acids. NCBI's taxonomy places the organism in Eukaryota, Metazoa, Chordata, Amphibia, Anura, Dicroglossidae. Gene Ontology annotation, cellular component: ribosome; cytosolic small ribosomal subunit. Gene Ontology annotation, biological process: translation; ribosomal small subunit assembly. The transcript is spliced from 4 exons.